ACAGUGUUUAUACAGAAAGAAGAAAGAUAUGUUUCAGGGCAACAUUGAGAAUAUAUCAGAUAAGUGAAAAUGGUUUCGAGGGGCCGGUAUCACAGCUGCGCGGUGUGCGGCGCAAAGAAGAAAAAUAGCGAGAAUCUGAAAUUCCACUUUUUCCCAAGAAAUAAGAAAAGAUGUUUAGAAUGGCUGAAGGUGCUGAACAUAGCAUCUCUUAAGAAUAAAAGCCUCGAACAGUUAUGGAAAUCGUAUGUGGUGUGCAGCAAACAUUUCUGUGAACACCAUUAUACUUUCACUGGUCGUCUGCUCUCAACAGCAGUUCCAAAACCAGAUCAGUACUGUGUUGAUCUUCCUAAUACAGAUGAUAAUCAUCAGCUAAAAGUUCCAAAAUAUGAUUCGUUCACAACAAACUUUGGGGUCAUCAGCCAGAUCUGUUGUUUUGAGGCAGAUGCUGAAGGAUUAACAGAUUCUGAUGCUGAAGAAAUUAUAGGCAAGAACUCCAACAACACAGGUGAUAUUUUAAGGACAGCAUGGAAGAAAGCUGAAGGUGAUAUUUGAAUAGAAGACAAAGACUGACCAGCAUUAUAAAGUGUGCCUACAAGAGAACCCAGUUCCUGCAAUCAUCCUAAAAACAUUAUUUUUUCAGGUGUGAUGUUAAGACUUACGGGAUAUUAAUAUUUCUACUUAUGUACUUACUCAGCAUUUCUGUAGGAGAUAGAAAAUAUAUUUGCAAAUUUCAGUUAACUGGAUACAAAAACAAGGUGUAUAUACUGUGAUAUUAAAAGUUUUCAUUAUAGUACUCACUGAAUUUUAAUCUGAUUAGUACCAUAAGGCAUGUUAUAAUUACAUGUGCCUUCUUCAGCUCUUUAUUUUCAGUAGACCAAUCCCAUCCUUUGCUUGGGAUUUAUAUUAGUAUGCUUUGUGGGAACGGCUGUUAUUAUUGUCUUAAGAUUCAUAUUUUUGUAACAUAAGAUACUGAUAAAGUUGCUAUUGAAUUGUGAAAUUUAUAAUUCAUGGUGCUGUGUCAUAGCACUAAAUUAUUUUUCUUUCUUUGUUGUACACUGUGGAUGCAAAGUUAUGUUGAGUCUGUUAAAAUUGCAAGGGCAAGCAUUUAUAUAGGCUGUAUAAUUGUUUCUAUUUUUCUGUAUGACAGAAUUUAUUACAAAAAUGUUGAUUAUCUUAAAGCCAUUAGUUAUUUGAUAACUCCUUUUACCAGUCAUCAUAUGAAAUCUGUUUCUCUGAAGUACAUGUUAAAAAUGCUUUUAAAUUUUCAUGCUUCUUCUCUUGCUUUGAAAUGUUUUGAUGUCUGCAUUGUGUGGACCAUUAGAAGUUUGUGUUAUCUAUGUUUAUUUGCAUGAUUGUGCAUUCUCUGAUAUACAGUGUUCAGUAAGAUGUACAAGCAGAUGAUUUUUGCUUAAUGAUUUUCAUUUUUAUUCAAAGUCCAUGAUUACUGACUUUUUUUUCAUUUGU
Molecule: messenger RNA, 1464 nt
Organism: Penaeus monodon (black tiger shrimp)
Lineage: Eukaryota; Metazoa; Arthropoda; Malacostraca; Decapoda; Penaeidae
Exons: 5
Coding region: 70-552 (160 amino acids)
Source: RefSeq, a predicted model, not a curated record